CUGUGACAUACAAUGUUACUGUCAAAACAAUUGACUGAAUCGAAGAUAUUUUUAUUUAGUUAAUGAUUUCUUAAAUCGAAAUGUUAAAACUGGAACGACACAAACGAAUCCUCGGCUAUGCUAGAAGAUUUAUUUACAAUAAAUCAACGGUGGACACAUCUUGCAUCGGACCCAUUUGCAAUUUAAACGUAAAUAACCUAACCUUCACCAAAAGCCAACAAAAGCAAAUUACGAAGGAAUAUGCAGCUGUUGUAAAUUUACUUAAUCGAUCGUUUGCUGUUCCACCAAAUGUAUUCGCCCGUCAUUUUCAUACGUCUUUAACAAAUUUCAAAGAAUCACCGAAACCAAGUCAACAGCCGGAUAAUUCCAAUAAACAAUCUUCAUCCAACGACAAUGAUAAUGACAAUGAUAACAACAAGAAAGGCGAUGAAGGCAAAGUUCUUUCCAUUGUGACAAAGGCCGUUUUAUGGAUGGCUACGAUUUAUAUGCUCGUAAGCAUAUUCACGAUGUCACUGCCGCAAAAGAAUCGACCGGAAACGUCAACCCGAUAUGUGUCCUGGCACGAAUUUGUGCAUCAUAUGUUGGCCGUUGGGGAGGUUCGCGAAUUGAUUAUUCGACCGGACAUGGAAAUGGUGACGAUAGUGCUGCAUGACGGUGCAAUAGUCAAAGGAAAACAGUACCGUUCAACCGUUUUUCAUAUGGCCGUAGCUGACACAGUAAAAUUCGAAACAAAAUUACGAGACAUCGAGAAGCGUCUGGGCAUUCGGGAUGGUGUGACGAUUACGUAUGAACGAAAUUCGGAGGUGGCCAAAAUUUUGAUAACACUGAUGAUGACGGCGUUCCUGUUUUCCAUAUUCUCACGAAUGAAGGGAAUGAAAGUGUCCAUGUCGGGUAUGGGGUCGUUUUCGAGUUUCGGUCGAGCUAAGUUCACAUUGGUUGAACCGUUAGAAGGUGGCAAAGGAGUCUUUUUCAAAGAUGUAGCCGGCUUACAAGAAGCCAAACAAGAAGUCAUGGAAUUUGUAGACUAUUUGAAGCGGCCGGAAAAGUAUCAGCGUCUUGGCGCUAAAGUACCGAAGGGUGCUUUACUAUUGGGUCCUCCAGGAUGUGGAAAAACGCUUCUAGCUAAGGCCGUCGCAACCGAGUCUCAGGUUCCAUUCCUAAGCAUGAACGGAUCCGAAUUCAUCGAAAUGAUUGGUGGUUUGGGAGCAGCGAGAGUUCGCGAUUUAUUUAAGGAAGCUAAGAAUCGGGCACCGUGCAUCAUUUACAUAGACGAGAUCGAUGCUAUUGGUCGACAACGGUCCGGUGUUGGUGGAGGUCAACAGUUCAGUUCUGGUGAAUCGGAACAAACACUUAACCAGCUAUUAGUCGAAAUGGAUGGCAUGGCCACAAAACAAGGUGUUCUUAUGUUGGCUAGCACCAAUCGUGCAGAUGUUCUAGACAAUGCACUACUGCGACCAGGACGUUUCGAUCGACACAUAACCAUCGAUUUGCCCACAUUGUCGGAACGGAAAGAAAUAUUUGAAAAGCAUUUGACCGGAAUCACAUUGGAGAAGGCACCUGACACAUAUUCAAACCGAUUGGCGAUUCUAACGCCAGGCUUUUCCGGAGCGGACAUAGCAAAUGUUUGUAAUGAGGCGGCGUUGCAUGCAGCUAGGACAAGUCAAAAGUCAGUCAACGCAUCGAAUUUAGAAUAUGCCGUAGAACGAUUGGUUGGUGGUACGGAAAAACGUUCACAUGCUCUGUCCACCGGUGAAAGAAGAGUUAUUGCCUUCCACGAAUCUGGACAUGCGUUGGUCGGAUGGUUAUUGCCCAAUUCCGAUGUUCUGCAAAAGGUCACGAUCGUACCAAGAACUUCCUUAGCACUGGGAUUCGCCCAAUACACGCCCAGCGAGCAGAAACUGUUUACCAAAGAGCAACUCGAAGACAAAAUCUGUAUGGCGUUAGGUGGUCGAGCUGCGGAGAAUAUAACGUUCAAUCGAAUAACAACCGGUGCUCAAAAUGAUUUGGAGAAAGUGACCAAAAUUGCAUACGCUCAGGUUGCUAAGUACGGAAUGAAUGAACGGAUUGGUCCAAUGUAUGUACCCGAUGAGGCCGAACAGAAUUACAGUGGCGAAAAACCAUUUUCCAAAGCAUUGGGGAACAUAAUUGAUGAGGAGGCACAAAAAGUUGUAUCAGACGCUUACAAGCGAACCGAAGCCAUUCUGAUUGCCAAUCGUGACAAACUUAUCAAGUUGGCUGAAUCGUUGCUGGAAAAGGAAACUCUGAACUACGAAGAGGUGGUCGAAUUGAUUGGACCGCCAAAAUACGAAUCGGCUAAACGGAAAAUCGAUCCCGUAGAGUUUGAGGACUCGCUGAAGAAUCUUUCUUCGCAAAAUAAGUAGUGCGCCAGUGAUAGAAAAUUGUUAGAAUUUUGGAAUAAAUUAAAUCUUUAAUAUGAACGAA
Molecule: messenger RNA, 2442 nt
Organism: Bradysia coprophila
Lineage: Eukaryota; Metazoa; Arthropoda; Insecta; Diptera; Sciaridae
Gene: Spg7
Product: SPG7 matrix AAA peptidase subunit, paraplegin
Biological process (GO): mitochondrial protein processing
Cellular component (GO): m-AAA complex; membrane
Molecular function (GO): metalloendopeptidase activity; ATP hydrolysis activity; ATP binding
Source: RefSeq, a predicted model, not a curated record